CAGGCUCCUAAUGUAGCUCAUUUUAUGUUGCAUUGGGUAAUUUCAUUACUCUAACAGUAACUGGAGCUGUAUGUUAGCUGUUUGUUAAAGGAGCGCCUUUGCCUUGGAUAAUAUCAAAAAGAACACACAUUCUGCAGAGACAGUCGUACUUACCAUAUCGGAACAAAUAGAAUUAUUAAAGGUAAAGUCAAGAAGUUUAAAUCUAGGAGAACACGCUAGUGGUCAUAUGGAUGUGGUUUUGCAUCGGUCACAUGGUGUUUAUAAACCCGAGGAUGACGUAACUGGAUUCGUUCACCUAGAAUUGGACAAACCAAUUAAAAUCAGAGGUGUACAGCUUCUAGUCCAUGGCAGCAGCACCAUUAGCUGGCGGAUACCCAGCAAGAGCAAUGAGCACUCUCAAAUCCAUAGGCAAGAGGAGGUCUACUUCAACCACAGCAUUACACUAUGGGGACACGCAUCUACAGACUGUGAUUUAGAAACGAUACCACGUGGCAGCCAUUUAUUCCCAUUUAAGUUCCCCCUUCCAAUGGAAAUCCCUGGUUCUUUCGAAGGUUUACAUGGGAGAAGCAGGUAUUACGUCCAAAGCAGCCUUGUCUAUGAUAAACACGAUGACAGCCUUGUUACGCAGUGUCCCUUUACAGUAUUCAGAGAUGUUGACCUCAGACCACAAUUCACGCUCAUGGAGAAGAUGAAGAAGGAGAGGGAGAUUUGCCUCAGGUCAACAUGUUGGAGGGCAGGGCAUGUGGUCCUAGGGAUCUCUACCCCAAAGUCUGCCUUUGUCCCAGGAGAGAAGAUGACUGUCAAUACUGAAAUACACAAUAUGACGGGCAGGAAGCUGAAGGGGUCGACGAUUGCAUUUAGACAGGUCGUGAGCUAUGGGACUAAUUCAGAGACAAGGCGUGUUACAUGGGACAUGGUGCACCUACAUCAACCAGGACUGGGGCCUGGGAAACAAGGAGUCUGGCAGAACCUGGUGAUUAUUCCAUCUACUGUCCCCACAGGGUUAGAUGGGUGUUCACUUAUGAAGCUCACAUAUGAAAUAGUAUUAUUAGUAGAAGUUGAUAGGGUUAAACAGAAUGUAUCUAUUCCAAUAACUAUUGGCACCAUCCAGCAUACACCAUCCAAGUACUGUCACUGGGAAUAUACAGAUCCAGCCCCAUUUCCCAAUAAACGUUGGAGCUCAAUUCACGAUGCUGACAGCACAAGGAAACACCAUUGUGGAUAUUUUGAACCUAAAUGCAAAUAUUUCACAUUUCAAAUGCCAGAGACUGAGCUUAGUACAUUUGAAUACAGUCCGGGUCAAAAGAGAAGGCAUAUAAUUUUAUCACCUGAUGAGGAGAAUAAAGAAUCAACAGUGUAGUCAGACUUUUUUCCAGGGGUGUAUUGUAAAACAACAGACAUGGUUACCUUUUGUGGAUAUUAAAAGACUAAGAAUGGCAAAGUUGUUUUCUUACUAGCCAUAGAAUCAUUUUGAUACAUGAGACACCCUCUUAACCAUUGGCCACUUCUUUUGAAAAGGCGAAAGAUUUCUCAAUGGUGAGGGAUAUUUAGUUUUUCACCUGAUACAAUUCUCAAAUCUUUAACAAUAGAUUAAAGGUGCCACAGAAACUAGAGAUGAGCUGUUAGAGCACUUUCCAAAACAUUGUCACAAUUUUACAAUUAUUUUUGUUCACAAUUCCAUUCCAUGUCAUGCCUAUUUUCUAAA
Molecule: messenger RNA, 1705 nt
Organism: Owenia fusiformis
Lineage: Eukaryota; Metazoa; Annelida; Polychaeta; Sabellida; Oweniidae
Source: the annotation of a GenBank genome assembly